AUGCUUUUAACCGAGGUUUAUAUUGAUACGGUCGGAGAUCCAGGGAAAUAUGAGGCAAAAAUGUCUAAAAAUUUCCCAUCUAUCAAAUUUGUGGUUGCUAAGAAAGCUGAUAGUCUUUAUCCUGUUGUCAGUGGUGCAAGUAUAGCUGCAAAGGUUACGAGGGACCGAGCUGUAAGAGAUUGGAUGCUCGAUGAGACUGCUGAUAAUAUACACAGGAACUUUGGUUCUGGAUAUACUGCAGAUCCCGCAACCAAGUCUUGGCUAGAAAAUCACAAACAUUCUAUCUUCGGUUUUCCAACAUUGGUUCGGUUUAGUUGGGGAACUUGCAAAACUUAUUUUAAAAGUGGUGCUGAAGUUUUAUGGUAA
Lathyrus oleraceus (garden pea) is the source of this 366-nucleotide messenger RNA. RefSeq names its product ribonuclease H2 subunit A. Gene Ontology annotation, biological process: DNA replication, removal of RNA primer; mismatch repair. The transcript is spliced from 4 exons. NCBI's taxonomy places the organism in Eukaryota, Viridiplantae, Streptophyta, Magnoliopsida, Fabales, Fabaceae. The coding region runs from base 1 to 366 and encodes 121 amino acids. Gene Ontology annotation, molecular function: RNA-DNA hybrid ribonuclease activity; RNA binding. The record is from RefSeq and is a predicted model, not a curated record. Gene Ontology annotation, cellular component: ribonuclease H2 complex.